AUGAGUGCGAUAGCAGGGCACCAUCAUGCCAGGACCAAGGAUGUCUCUGAGAAGGUACAGGACAUUCUGAACGGGCAGGCGAACGUGGUGGCGAUUGUGAUCCUGUCCGGGGGAAAGUGCGGUCUCUCCAAAUGUGUCACCCGCUACCUGGUGGGAAUGGCCGCGGCCGAUCUUCUGGUCGUCAUCUCGAAUCCGCUGCUAAGGAUGACUGCUGGGAUUUAUUUUCCCGGAUCAUUCCUGCAAAUCACUCCUGUGUGCAGAGUCAGUCUAUGGUUGGUGUUUGCGAGCACUGCGACCUCAGUCUGGCUGACUGUCGCUUUCACCCUCGAUCGAUUUGUGGCUAUUUGCUGUGAGAAGCUGAAAACAAAAUAUUGCACCGAGAGAACGGCGGCUGUGGUUAUCGGGACAGUGAGUGUGCUGGCCUGUUUGGAGACUGUCCCCUGGGGCUUUGUAUUCGGACCUCGGGAAAUAAUUGAUGGUGUUCCCUGGUACUGUGAUCCCACAUCGAGCUUCACAAACUCCCCCUCAUGGGGUGCAUUUGAGCUGUUUCACCGCAUUUUAAACCCUUGUGUCCCAUUCAUUCUGAUGUUACUGCUCAAUACUCUGACUGUCAGGCGGAUUCUCGCCGCCAGUCGAGCCCGCAGGGGGCUCCGGGGACGAAAGGGUGGAGAGAAUGACAAGGACCGGGAGAUGGAGAACCGACGCAAAUCCAUCGUUUUGCUCUUCAGCAUCACCGGUAGUUUCAUAUUGUUGUGGGGAACAACGGUGGUAUUUUCUAUCUAUAGACGGAUUUCAAUGAGAUUAAUUGAUUCUGUCACGGAUCCCCGUUUCAUCACACAACAGACUUCGGUAAUGCUGCAGAUUGUAAGUUCCUGCACCAACACGUGUAUUUACGCCCUGACUCAGAGCAAAUUCCGAGAGCAACUGAAGAAUGCGGUCAAAUACCCACUGAAUCGGAUUUUGAAACUCAUGAAACGUUAG
This is a messenger RNA of Mobula hypostoma (lesser devil ray), 981 nucleotides long. RefSeq names its product probable G-protein coupled receptor 139. Gene Ontology annotation, cellular component: plasma membrane. Gene Ontology annotation, molecular function: G protein-coupled receptor activity. The coding region runs from base 1 to 981 and encodes 326 amino acids. The transcript has 2 exons. Lineage: Eukaryota; Metazoa; Chordata; Chondrichthyes; Myliobatiformes; Myliobatidae. The record is from RefSeq and is a predicted model, not a curated record. Gene Ontology annotation, biological process: phospholipase C-activating G protein-coupled receptor signaling pathway.